UAAACACCAAAAGUGACAAAACGGCGCUCAGUUGUUGAACUAAAAUCGAAUCCGACGGUCGCAUAACCUUGGGCUUGGCAUUCGGGCGUUGAAAAACCUUCGUUCUCAAACCCCAUCGAAGGCCAAUCGAUUUGCGCUAUAUCAGCUACAUCAGCUCAAAUUAUAUAUAAAGAACAGAAUGUUCAAGUUAACCAGUGUUCUUAGCCUCUUCUUGCUGAUCCAGAGUUUUGGUUGGGCCAAGAUCCAGGAUGAGCCCCGGGAGAAGCGCCAAACGGAAAAGCUUCACAUAACUCUUCUGUACGAGUCCCUUUGUCCGGAUAGCAGGAACUUUAUGCACCAACUGGGACCCGUUUACGAGGAGUUCCAGAACUACAUCGACAUCCUACUGGUGCCAUUCGGUAAGUCGAAGUCGGAGGGAAAUGGAGCCAUAUUUCACUGCCAGCACGGACCGGCGGAGUGCCAGGGCAAUAGACUCCAGAGUUGCGUCAUCAACAGCACCGGAAAUCAGGCGGCCCAGGUGAAAUUUGUGGUUUGCCAGAUGCUGGCCCCGGACUACUCCCGCGUCGAUGAGUGCGCCAGCGAGGCGGGCCUGGUAACCGAUGUGGACCACUGUGUGACCAGCGAGACGGGCACCAAGUUGCAGCUUCAGGCCGAGCUGGUGACCAAGCGCUACAGUCCGAGCUUCGUUCCCACAAUCGUCUACAAUGGCGUAUUCAAUCAGCAGCUGCAGGACCAUUCGAUCCGCGAUUUCCGUAGCACGGUCUGCCAUUUGUUGCGUCAACAAAACUUGCUGCCCAGCGGCAACUCAAUCUGCCAGUAGUUCCACUAAAAUGUAAUGUUCACAAUGUAACUGCCACAAGUUUGGAAUGUAAAUUAAAAUACAGAAACUGGUUUUUUUUUUCGAA
Messenger RNA from Drosophila ananassae, 905 nucleotides. Its product is annotated as GILT-like protein F37H8.5. The coding region runs from base 179 to 820 and encodes 213 amino acids. Lineage: Eukaryota; Metazoa; Arthropoda; Insecta; Diptera; Drosophilidae. The record is from RefSeq and is a predicted model, not a curated record. Gene Ontology annotation, molecular function: oxidoreductase activity, acting on a sulfur group of donors, disulfide as acceptor. The transcript has 4 exons.